This is a messenger RNA of Pteropus alecto (black flying fox), 369 nucleotides long. RefSeq names its product cystatin A (gene CSTA). Gene Ontology annotation, cellular component: cytosol. Bases 23 to 319 code for a protein of 98 amino acids. Lineage: Eukaryota; Metazoa; Chordata; Mammalia; Chiroptera; Pteropodidae. Gene Ontology annotation, molecular function: cysteine-type endopeptidase inhibitor activity. The transcript is spliced from 3 exons. The record is from RefSeq and is a predicted model, not a curated record.
AGCAAAGGAGCAAUUAGCCAAAAUGAUGCCUGGAGGUUUAACUGAAGCCAAACCUGCCACUCCAGAAAUCCAGGAGAUUGCUAAUGAGGUUAAACCGCAGCUUGAAGAAAAAACAAAUGAGACUUAUGAAGAAUUUGAAGUUGUAGAAUACAAAACUCAAGUGGUUGCUGGAACAAAUUACUACCUUAAGGUACGAGUAGGUCAUAAUAAUUAUAUUCACCUGAAAAUAUUCGAAGCACUUCCUCAACAACAUCAGCCUUUGACACUUACUGGUUACCAGACUGACAAAAGCAGGGACGAUGAGCUGACGGGCUUUUAGUGGCACGUUCUAAAAGUGGUCUGAAUCCUUUCCUUGGCUACCGAUGAAUG